Messenger RNA from Insectozyma verbasci, 1821 nucleotides. The record is from the annotation of a GenBank genome assembly. Lineage: Eukaryota; Fungi; Ascomycota; Pichiomycetes; Serinales; Debaryomycetaceae.
AUGGUUGCAAUACAGAGUGGGCAAAAAUGAACAUUGAAAUAUGCCAAGAUGAAUUUAAAUGUUUAUUAUGAAUGCAAGAUGAUGCAAUAUUGAUUCAAGAGCAUACCAAAUUACAAUUAUUAGCAAAUGUAUCAAUUUCAAAAUAACAAGUGAGACAUAAAGAAUUAAUGUUUCUAAGUGUCUGCUAUAGAGAGCCCUCGACUAUAAUUGACUUGAGUACAAAAGUUUGAAAAUUUUUCAGAUGGUUGAUCUCAUUAAAAAGCAAGCUGUUUCCAAUCUACAAUUAAAAUGAAGUUCAGACGGUUGAUGGGUAUUGAAUCAAGUGAAUCUGUCUGAAACUAAUCUUAUCGGAUCUAUAACGUUGAAGAAAUGCUGAAGCGACGUUAUGUCAUGAAAAUUUUCUUAGCGGUUUCGAAACCCGGGGUACAAGAUCCACAAGGCGGGUUUAAGAUACUAUAAAUGAAUAGCAUUAUCAUAAUUGAUGAUCAAAGACAAUCAUAAUUAACCGAACAUUGAAACAAUUUUUACACCCACCAAUUGAUAAUUUACCUGAAGAAUAUCCUGAUGGUGGGUUGCAAGCAUACUUAGUUUUAUUAGGUUCAUUCAUAGGAUCAAUUGUUAAUAUAGGUUUACUUGCUUCUCUUGGUGCUAUUCAAGCUUAUGUAUCACUUUAUCAAUUAUCAAAUUUCAAACAAAGUUCAGUUUCAUGGGUAUUUGCCAUUUUCAUAGCUAUUACAUAUACAUGUUCAUUAUUUACCGGUUUAUUAUUUGAUCAAUAUGGACCUAGGCUUAUAUUGAUGGGCUCAUCUUUAUUUGUAUUUAUGGGAUUAAUGGGAUUAGCAAAUAGUGUUCAAAUUUGGCAAUUCGUUUUAAGUUUUUUUGCAAUGGGAAUUGGAAAUGGUUUAGGAAUGACACCUUUGAUUGGAGUUAUAUCCCAUUGGUUUUUUGAAAAGAGAGGAUAUUGUACUGGUAUCGUAUUUUGUGGGUAUGUAAUAAUUAAUUUGAUUUAUUCAGUACUAACAAGUUAGUGGUUCUGUGGGAGGAAUAGUAUUUCCUUUGUUACUUAGAUCAUUAUAUACAAAAGUAGGCUUUGUUUGGGCUAUUAGAGUACUUGCUUUAAUUUGUUUAGUUUGUCAAAUUUUAUCAAUUUUAUUGGUCAAGGAAAGAUAUAGAUUAAAUCAAAAAAUUGAUUUACUGAAAAUAAGCUUGAAACCUGAUGAUUUUAUAAUUAAAGAUUUUAAAUUUUUUUAUCUAAUAGUUGGUGGAUUCUUUGGUGAAUUAAGUUUAAUGUUAUUGAUUACUUAUUAUGCUUCGUUUUCAAUUUCACAAGGUGCAAAUGAAUCAACAGCUUAUGUAUUAGUUACAAUUUGGAAUGCAGCUGGUAUAUUGGGUAAAAUCGCACCACCUUAUUUAUCUGAUAAAUAUGGAAGAUAUAAUAUAAAUAUUAUAAUGUUGAUUUGUUUUAGUUUGGCAAUUUUAGUUUUACUUUAUCCAUUUGCAUCAAAUGAGAAAAUAUUAUGGGCAUUUGCAGCAAUUGGUGGAUUUUGUGGUAGUUCAGUUGGUUGUUUGUUACCUAUUUGUUUAUCACAAAUUACACCUGUAAAUCAAAUUGGAACAAGAAUUGGAAUUUUAUAUUUUGUUUUAGGUUUGGCUAAUUUAUUUGGAUUACCUAUUGCAGCAAGUAUAAUUUCAAAUGGCAGUAAAUUGAAUUAUAAUAAUUUUAUGAUAUUGGUUGGAUGCUUAGCUAUUACAAGUUCAAUAUUUUGGUCCGUAUCUAGAUAUUUUGUGGUCAAUAGUUUUAGAUUGAAUGUAAAAGUGUGA